GGUCAUCCAUUAGGGCAAAGGUCACACAGUCUGUUUCCGUUUCCGGAUAUCCCACAGGGAGAUCCAAACACGUGCAUGUGCUAAGCUUUAAUGCAGAGUAUUUUCAGCUCAAAGUUGAAAAUAUGUGCAUGAUGAGACUCUAAACCGGCAUCGAGGGCAGUGCACAGACUAACUCAGCAGUAGAGUCUGUGGACGAGGACUGAUCUCAACUCGUCAACUUCACUUGGAGCUCGAGCGAGCGUGGUGUCACUUCUCAGUCGUCAAACUGAACUUCAUCACUUUUCAUAAAUUACAUGUACUAUGCAAUAGUAUGUUCAUUAUUUGAGGCCUACAACGUUUCAUGCCAAACUUGGGAUAACGUAGUAGGUCUUUCACAUAUGAUAUUAGUACUAGUAGACCAAACAAAGUCAUGGCAGCCACACUAGAAUCUGCUGAAUCUGCAGAGGGCACAGGUCAUCACCAUGGUAACCAAAGACAGAGGGAGCAUCAGAGGCUGACCAUUGGUGGAAAAGGAUCGGCAGCAGGACAAUUUAAGCAUCCGUUUGGUGUAGCAGUGUCAGAUGAUGGGGAGAUCUUUGUUGCAGACUGUGGGAACAAAAGAAUCCAGGUCUUCACCCUGCAGGGAUCAUUUGUCCGCCAGUUCCCAACAGCUGUGCCAGGGAAAGGGAGGAUGUUCGUCAGCGAUGUCGCGUUGGAUGCAGUAGGAAACCUUUGGGUUAUGCAGUGGGCAAAGUAUAGCAAAGACUUUGAACAUGUUGUGCAGUACAGCCCACAGGGUAGGAUGCUGAGAAAGAUUGAUCUGAAGAGGACAUACAUUCACAGAGGAGUUGCUGUGAACACCUUGACGAACCACAUCCUUAUAACGCAGAUCACAAGGGAUGAGAACAAUGACACAUAUGGGGAACUGCUGGUUUACCGGCCAGACGGGACUUUUGUGCGGACAUUAGGUGUUGAAGAGGAGAUGGUUUCCCCAUGGUCCAUCGCUGUGACUGAGGAUGGAAACAUUUACGUGUCUGACAAUAACAAAAGUUACAUUUAUGUGUACAACAAAGACGGACAGUUUCUGUUUAAGUUCGGCGGCAAUGGGAGUGGUGAAGGUCAGCUGAAGUAUCCCCGUGGCAUCUGUGCAGACAAGGCAGGAAACAUUGUCGUGGCUGAUGCCAGUAACAGCCGUGUGGAGAUGUUUGACAAGAAUGGCGGGUUCCUGAAACACAUCACAACAGAUAUAGAGACACCAUGGAUCCCAGCCAUGACAAUGCAAGGACAGCUUGUGGUCACUGAUGAUGUCAAGAACACAGUAGAAAUAUUUCACUAGACUUCUAAACCCGAGUCAGGAAAUGAUUUGCAUUGUUGAUUUAUGAAAUGUUAAUUUUUACAUCUUUGCCAAUGCCACAUCACUAUGUGUACAUUAAACUCCUAAAGCUUAGAGUGAGGAAAUGUUAUUUACAUUAGUUAUUCUAAAACUAGAUGUAGACCGUAGACAAACAUUGUAAUAAUUAUGUUAACUUUUUUGAUACAUCACAUGCAUGUACUGUACACUAUGAAAAAGUUACCUUUGUUGUCAGCCUUAUUACCUAUAAUCUAACGCUAGCUGUAGACUGUUGAUUAACAAACAUUAUAAUAUGUUAAAUUUCUUGAUAUGUCACAUGCAUGUACUAUACAGUAUACACUUAGAAAACUUGCCUUUGU
This is a messenger RNA of Branchiostoma floridae (Florida lancelet), 1689 nucleotides long. RefSeq names its product tripartite motif-containing protein 3-like. The record is from RefSeq and is a predicted model, not a curated record. Gene Ontology annotation, biological process: proteasome-mediated ubiquitin-dependent protein catabolic process; negative regulation of translation; protein polyubiquitination. Gene Ontology annotation, molecular function: ubiquitin protein ligase activity; protein binding; translation repressor activity. Lineage: Eukaryota; Metazoa; Chordata; Leptocardii; Amphioxiformes; Branchiostomatidae. The transcript is spliced from 2 exons. Bases 410 to 1315 code for a protein of 301 amino acids.